This is a messenger RNA of Labeo rohita (rohu), 3212 nucleotides long. It is a transcript of the gene qrich1, whose product is annotated as glutamine-rich 1. The coding region runs from base 217 to 2373 and encodes 718 amino acids. The record is from RefSeq and is a predicted model, not a curated record. NCBI's taxonomy places the organism in Eukaryota, Metazoa, Chordata, Actinopteri, Cypriniformes, Cyprinidae. The transcript is spliced from 12 exons.
GGCAGCAGUGGAGCCGGAAGGGGGAGCUGCGAAUCCGUCCCCGCCUUCACGCUACAGGACAGCCCGGGGUCUAGCGCUGUCACAGGAGGCCUACUUCCGUCAGCUCUAUCGCAAACAUAGUUAUUAAAAAAUAACAUUUACAGCCAUCCGAGUCGUCCAAGAGGCGCGUUUGAAUAUUUUUCAAUACGGCUCCUGUGCAGGGUGUACUGACCUGUCAUGAAUGAGCCCAUUGAAGGCGGUGCAAUCUCGUUCGACGAGUAUGUGCGGCAGAAGGCACGCACUAUACCUCAGCACCGCAUGAAAGAGUUUCUGGAGUCGCUGGCCUCCAAAGGCCCAGAGGUGCUGCAGGAGUUCAGUCAGCAGACCAGCGGCACCACCACUACUAUGGUGUACCAGCAAGGUGCCAACUGCAUCUACACGGACAGCACAGAGGUGGCGGGCUCAUUGUUGGAGCUGGCAUGUCCGGUGCAGGUGACGUCUACACAGAUCUCCCCACAGCUGGCUGCAGCUGUGCAUCAAGCAUCUGAACAGCAGAUCCAAGUACAGGUGCAGAUCCAGGGGGAGCAGGGUCAGACAGUUGGCCAGGUACUUCAGGUGGCCUCUCCGACCCAACAGCACCUACAAGGAGUUACCACUACACAGCUGGUACAACAGGGAGAACUCACAGAGGAACAACAACAACAGAUCCAAGCCCAGCUGGUUGCAGCUGUUGCCGGAGGUCAGCAGAUUCAGAUCCAGACUGUGGAGGCUCUGUCUCCUCCUCAGCAGCAGGGCUCCCCGAGAGAGGCAGAGAGGCGACCUGGAGCCUCACCCGCUGUUCUCCAGCCUGCAAAGAAACGCAAAGUGGACGUCCCAACAGUUGUGUCCUACUCGAUUCCUCAAGGGCAGCAGCUGGCUACUGUAUUGGCCAUCCCACAGGGCCAACAGCAGGGCUAUUUGUCACUUCGACCAGACCUGCUGACUGUCGAUAGCACUCAUCUUUACAGCGCCACGGGUACCAUCACAGGCCCAGCCGGUGAGACCUGGACCAUACCUGUGUACUCGGCCCCACAGCAGCAAGGUGUGGCCCACAUCGCCAUCCCACAGGAGGCCUACAGCACCGUGCAGGUCCAGGCAUCGCCUACCGAUAAAGACAAAGACAAGAUGAUAAUCGGUGCGUCUCAGGCUGCCGGGGCAGUGGCCGUUCCGGUGUCUGGCUCAGGAGUGACCACUCAGGAGGAAGUUGUACAUUCGCUGUUCCCGGCACAGUUUAUGAAUGGAAACAUUCACAUCCCUGUAGCAGUGCAGACCGUAGGGGGCACUUACUCUGGGACGACACAGGCCCUGCACAUAUGGGAUCCGCAGCAACAGCAGCAACACAUACAGGAUGGAGAGGCUCAGGAACAACAGCUCCACCUGCAGGCGCAGACUGAGGCGGAACCACAGGUGGAACCUCCUCCGGAGCUGGUCCUGCCCAACACGCUGAAGCCUGAGGAAGGGCUGGAGGUGUGGAGGCUUUGGGUUCAGCGCAAAAAUGCUGAGCUGGACAAGAAUGAACAAAAUAAGCUGGCACCUAUUGGACGUCGACAGCCGCUGCGCUUCCAGGAUGAUCUUGUGUCAAGUUCAGUGGGCGAGCUGAACUUGGCUCUGUCUCUGAUGACCCAAGAGUCUCGUGGGCUGGAGGGGGAGCCAUUUGAACCUGAUUCACUAUACUAUGUAUUUUUAUGUAUACAGAAAUACAUGUUUGAGAACGGCAGAGUAGACGACAUCUUUUCUGAUCAGUACUACAGCCGGUUCUGUCAGUGUUUACACAAAAUUCUCGAAGAGUGGAGGCCCAGUGUUCACCCUCUUGGAUACAUUAUCCCAAGUCAUGUGACAGAGGAGAUGCUGUGGGAGUGUAAGCAGCUGGGAGCUCAUUCUCCAUCCACUCUCCUUACUACAUUGAUGUACUUCAACACAAAGUACUUUCACUUGACCACAGUGGAGCAGCAUAUGAAAGUGGCCUUCUCCAAAGUGCUCAGACACACCAAGAAGAACCCCACCAACCCUAAAGACAAGAGCACCAGCAUCCGCUACCUGAAAGGAGUCGGGCCACACCAUGUUGGACAGAAAGUGACAGACGACAUGUACGCAGAACAGGCUGAGGACCCAGAGAACCCGCUGCGUUGUCCCAUCAAGCUCUAUGACUUUUACCUCUUCAAAUGCCCUCAGACUGCCAAGGGUCGUAAUGACACGUAUUACCUGACUCCAGAGCCUGUUGUGGCACCAAACAGCCCUAUUUGGUACUCCACUCAGCCAAUCACGAGCGAGCAGCUGGAGCACAUGCUAACACGCAUCAUGAUGGUGCGGGAAAUCCAGGAGAUAAUCUCAAUCGCGCAGGCCAGUGUACACUGAGAGAAGACAAGGGCGAGCAAAAGAAAAGCAAGAUGGAAUAAGAGAGAGAGCGGCUUUCUCCAGCGCUCCAUCAUGCCAUCAUCCUCUCCUUUCUCGAAGAGACUGAAUCAAAUUGCCUCUGCACCGUCUCAUUAUAUUUGAUCCAUGAGCAAAGAGAUUUAAGAGGAGUUUUCAGUGAACUGGACAUACAUAAAAGCCUUUUUUUUUCAUUUUAGAUACAGGAACUAUUUCUGUUCGUUCCUCUAAUGACCAUUGAAACGCAUUUGCCCAGAUCCCUUGAUGUGUGCAUUUUCUCUUUCUGCCAUGUAUGUUACGCUCCAUCCUUCUUCCCACUGUCCUCUCUCUCUGUUUAAUUUUCUUUAAGUAAGUGCUGAACUAUAAGGAUCUGAUAGGUUUUUAAGACUGAACUUCAGUGAUUAUUGGCAGUGGACUGGAACACCAUAUGAUGGACAGUUGGAAACACAUUGAAAAACAUGGCCUCAUUCAUCUGUAACACAUAACACAACCCCCGCUCAUCCCCCCAGGAGCUUGCAGUAGCAGAGUUCACGUACCUGAGGAGUGUAUUAUACCAUGAAGACUUUUUGGUUCUGUUUUUAUUUUUUUUUUUAUAUAUACAUGCAUCUAUGGUAACCUGAUAUGUAUUGAUAUUAUAGUGGUGCUGGAGAAUUGAAGCCUGUGUUUUCAAACAUGCCUUUUUGUACAGUGAAUUACCUGUAUGUGUCGUCUUUGACCCUUUCCGGAGUCUCUGGGCAGUUUUGUGUCACAAACACACACAGGCCUCAUUCAUAACACAGAAACAGAAUAAAUUUCUAUGUAAGUAGUUCACAAAACUAUUAUUA